This is a messenger RNA of Periconia digitata, 2563 nucleotides long. Lineage: Eukaryota; Fungi; Ascomycota; Dothideomycetes; Pleosporales; Periconiaceae. The record is from the annotation of a GenBank genome assembly.
CAUCCACAGCUCAUCUCAAUCUCACUCAUACCCAAAAUGUCAUCCACAAACAAAGACGGCAUUGUCCGUCAGGAACCUGCAGCCAAUCCAGUCCAAUACGAGGCUUCCGUCUACCAAAACGGACUGCGAUAUGAGCACCCUCCAUUCACAUUUCACUCCAAUCAGUGGGAGCCGGAAGCGGCAAAAGCCAUGUCUGCGACAAGCGCUGGCUAUGCCAUUGGCAACGCGGGAAGCGGCGAGACAGCAAGAAAGAACGUGGAAGCUUUCAAGCGAUGGUCCAUAGUGCCGAAGCGUCUGAUAAAGAGCGAGGAUCUUCCCGAUCUGACUACCCACGUCUUGGGACAUGAGUUUCAGUUCCCUAUCGCGGCGGGUCCCGUCGGCGUGCUUCGCAUAUUUAACCCCGACGGCGAACUAGCAGUCGCUCGCGCCUGCGCAGAAAACAAUGUUCCAUACGUUAUGAGCACAGCAUCCAGUACCAACAUCGAAGAGGCUGCUGAGGCCAACGGCAAAGGUGUUAGAUGGUUCCAAUUGUACUGGCCCAAAAAUGAGGCUGAGGAGGUUACGAUCUCGAUGCUCGAUCGCGCAAAGAAGGCUGGAUUCACGGCGCUGGUCGUCACUCUGGACACAUAUAUUCUCGGCUGGCGACCAAGUGAUCUCGACAACGGGUACAACCCAUUCCUUCGAUCGGACCAAAUUGGAACUGCUAUAGGAAUGAGCGACCCCGUUUUCCGCAGGCGCUUCAAGGAACAGCAUGGCUGUGAAGUGGAAGACGACAUGUCCGCCGCCGUAUCAGAAUGGGCACGCACCAUAUUCCCAGGCACGAACCACGGUUGGGAUGACAUCAAGUUCCUACAGGAGCACUGGGAUGGGCCUAUCAUCCUCAAAGGCAUCCAGACAGUAGCGGACGCGAAGAAAGCGGUCGAAGUCGGAGUACAGGGGAUCGUCGUCAGUAAUCACGGCGGAAGGCAAGUUGACGGCGGUGUCAGCUCACUCGCUAUGCUGCCUAGGAUUGUUGAUGCGGUUGGAAAUAAGCUCGAUGUUCUCUUUGACUCUGGCAUAAGAUGCGGAGCAGACAUUGCGAAAGCCAUGGCCUUGGGUGCGCGCAUGUGUCUCAUUGGCAGGCCUUACGUUUAUGGUUUGGUUUUGGGUGGGCAGGCAGGCGUCUCUCAUGUGUUCAAAGCGUUGCUAGGUGACCUUGAACUUAAUUUGCAUUUGUCAGGCAUCCUGUCAGCCGACCCGAAGCACCUCAACCGCGAUGUUCUAGUCAAAGAAUCGGAUAUGUUUUAAAUAGUUACGGUUUAUGUCAAAAUCUAAUAGUAAUCUUGAAGGUCUUGGAAACUGUUCCAGAAUAGCCAUGAAGCGCAAGUGAACAACGAAUGCAACAUCAUUGCACUAUUUUCAACGAUUUUAAUACCUUGCGAAUGCACCUUCAUCAUCAUCAAUGCCAUCAGAAUUCAUUCAUCAAAGCGUCAUCGUCUAUUUCGUCCUCCUGUCGAAAUAUUGACCACUCUUGCACUUUAGCAACAUGGGCGGAAGUUAGCCAUCUCUAUCGUAAACGUCUUCCAUCUAUGAGCGAUCUGAUGACAGUGCUAAGAAAAAGCUGGGGAGUAGGAGCUUCUUAUACUUUUUCAAGGUUUCUGCCGGUCUAACUACUUCGAGUCAUCAUCGCGGUAAUCAUCACCACAUCAUGAUCCUCAGCCGCCCUUUCCUCGCGCCUCACAUCCCGACGGCGUGUGAACUCAUUUCAAAAAAACAAAAACAACACAAGUUGUCAAGCUUUCACUCCGGACUGCAUUGAGAUAAGCCUUCUCCCUUUUUUAGUAGCUUCUUAGAGCUCCUCUACGAAGUUGUGUAAAUAAAAGUUAAGAUGUAAGGGCGAAAAAGUUAAAAGUCUUUAUAUGCCUCGCCUAGGCCUAAGCCUUUUAUUAUCAUCACCAUCAUCGUCGCAUGAAUCCCGUAUCCCAAAUUCAAUGAGUUGUCAUAGAUCACACGUGCGACAUCAUUCUGCUGCAGGAAUUCUUGUAGAUCCUAUAAACCCCUUUCUUUCCCCUUUUAAGAUAACUAAGAAAGAGAUAGCAAGGGAUAAAACGCAAGUUUAUAUACCCUAAAUUUGCCUGUCGCAAUCCUCAUUAUUAUCAUCGCUACUAUCUAUGAUACUAAAAACACUAUUCCUAACAACACACCCGCACGCACGCCAAAACAACCACAUUGUCAUUAACACUCACUACUUUUGUCUCUCUCUUCUUCGUACUCUACAAGAGCAGUGUGAAAAGGAAGAAGAGAAAAACAGACAGAAGGGGGGUUUAUAUACGUCGCGCAUUAGUUAUCCUAGUGCUUAUCCUCAUCAUUAUUAUUAGUUUCUACUACUAUACAUACUAUUCUCAACAAUAUAUCCGCACGCACGCCAAAACAACCACAUUUAUGUCAAAAAGUCCCGACUUUUUUCUCUUCCUCCUCCUACUCUACAAGAGUAGUGUGCAGAAGAAAGAAGGAAAGGACAGACAAGAGGGGGGUUUAUAUACCCCACUCUUUGCCUAUCUUAAUGCUUAUCAUCAUCACCACC